AUGUCAAUGAUUUUGUCCCCACAAUUUGAAGUUUAUCCUUUAUUUUCACCAACCCAACAAGAGGAUGAACUUCCCUAUGUUGGAUAUCAGCCUGUUAAUCAAUUUAGCGAUUUUGCUAUUCUGUCCUCUUCUUUCAUGACUCGCCAUCUCAAUCAUGAUAAAAAUGAAACACUAAACAAUCGCGAAACUACGGAUAAUAAUGGCGCUUUGGACGCUCGUCAAAUAAUUUCAACUUUGCUCGAUUUUAUAGCGGUCGAAUUUGAACAAAGGGAAAACGAAAUGCAGAAAAACGAAGAGUCGUUUGAAAUCGAUUAUUCUACGUGUGAACCACCAAUGCUCGUUUUAGAUUCUUCACCAUCAUUUGAUUCGCACAAUAACUGUGAGAAUAAGACAGUUUUAGAAUCAAAUAAGAAAAAAAUUAUCAACCAAAAAAACUUUUCCCUGUUUAACAUCGAUGAGGAAUUAGACGACGAACAUCAAGCAGUGAUUCUUGCAUCUAGUAUGACCAGAGUUCGUCGAGAUUCGGAAUGCUCUGAUCCUUCAAUUAAUCCUGAUCUGGACCCUGACCGUCCACUUAUCAUUGACGAAAGUCUUGAUGAAGACGAACUUACUAUUGAAGCUCGUAAAGGGUUCUUUAAUUCGCUGUUUGGUAGAAAAUCGAGACGUACAAGCCUCGAUAUAGAGAAAAUAAAUCACGAUCAAACACGUUCUAUGGUUGACGAAGAAUUGGCAAUCGCUCGUAGAAAAUCUGUCAUGGCGACAUUUCAAAGUCAGGCUCAUGUUUAA
Ambispora gerdemannii is the source of this 786-nucleotide messenger RNA. The record is from the annotation of a GenBank genome assembly. Lineage: Eukaryota; Fungi; Glomeromycota; Glomeromycetes; Archaeosporales; Ambisporaceae.